Messenger RNA from Patella vulgata (common limpet), 3317 nucleotides. RefSeq names its product tetratricopeptide repeat protein 17. Gene Ontology annotation, biological process: actin filament polymerization. The transcript has 3 exons. Gene Ontology annotation, molecular function: protein binding. Gene Ontology annotation, cellular component: cytoplasm; actin cytoskeleton. Bases 135 to 1226 code for a protein of 363 amino acids. The record is from RefSeq and is a predicted model, not a curated record. NCBI's taxonomy places the organism in Eukaryota, Metazoa, Mollusca, Gastropoda, Patellidae.
UAAUUUUACAGACGUCGCUUUAUUACCCGCCAUUGUUGUUUUGGGAAUCGAUACCUAUCUGUCAAAUAAUCUUCAAAUUGUCAUAAUAUAAAAACAUAUCUGAAAGUUUUUUUUAAUUAUUGUGGUGGUGUACAAUGACUUGUGAUAUGCCAUGCAUGUCCUACAUGGCACUAUACAUCAUAUCGAUGCACAUCGUUAACACUAAUUCACGAAGUUCCAACCAUCACUGGCGUUUGAAUCAGGAUGAUGGGAAAGUAGUACAGGCGAGGGAGGAAUCAACCGAAACAGAAACGGAAGAUGAAGAUCUGAUGAACAUUCUAACUAAUAAGGUUAUUUUAAACGGUGAAUGGAAAGUGGAAAAAAAAAAUAUACAUAAAACUUCGUGUUUCAGUAAAAAUCAUCCAGAUUCUUUUGAGGACAGGAAAAAUUCUAUGUCUUCCAUUCAAAAGCCCCCCAAAAUAUUAUCCUGUGGGAAGCCAGUAAACUCAACUCAGUAUGACCACUUAAGAGGAAUCGCAAAUCGCCAGGAUCAUGCUCAUAUACCAGAGCCAGAGGUAGCUAUGAUCUUCCGGAAAAAGGGCAGUAGAACCUCGGAAAUUGACCUGAAUGAUUUAGAACAAAAACUAUGGAAAGCCAAAAAAGAGAGACCAAAAUCAGCACAGGUUCACAAUCAAAUAGGAAAUUUUUGGAGAAUUAAGGGAAACACACAGUUGUCUAUAGAGUGUUUUAGAAAAGCUUUGACUUUAUCAUCACAAAAUUCAGAUGUUUUACUAAACUUGGCACGAGUUUUAUUCAAUCUACAAUACUUAGAUGACGCAAUAUAUUUAACCAGGCGUUCAUUACUCAUGCAAACUGCAGAUCAAAAUUCUUGGCUUCAACAUUUUACCUUAGGAGAAAUCCUCAAAGCUUAUGGACAUUUUCAGGAAGCAUCUUUACAUUUUCGACAAGCUUUAGAAUUAAAUCCAGGAUUCCAACCAGCUCAGGCAAAUUUACGGGAAAUGGAAGGCACACCAAAUCCAUCAGUGACACAGUAUACAUUAUUUAUAAUAUUAUUUUUGGUUCUUGGAGUAUUAUUUGGUGUUAUUACUUCCAUAGAAGCAAAUUUUGACAGUUGUAAUGAAACUGUUAAAGCUCCACGCCAUUUCAGUCGUGCUAUGGCAAUGCGUUCAAUAAAAUUGAGAAUAGAUCCAUCUCGUUUUAUUCGGUUACGGAAAUUGAAUUGUUAAUUUUAAUGUUUGAUCUGUCGAUGAAUCUAAGUAGUUAGAAAUUUGUUAUUAGCACAAAAAGUACAAGUACAUUUUAAAAUACAUCUAUUGUCAGUGUGGCAAGAAUUGUCAGUUAAAAUAUAGUCAAUAUUCUUUGAGAUCACAAAUACCAUGCACUAUAUUUACUCUGAAUCAGAAUGGGGUUUUUAUCUGUAAAUAUUAAAUUUAUUACAACAUCCCUGUUUUAAGGGUCUACUUUUCCCUGAAUUUGGUAAAUCAAAUACUGAGCUCCAAAUGCGUUAACUCUGAUUUUUUUUUCCCUGAUAGCAGGCAACCUGAUUUGACAAUGAUAAGUUUCACGAAGAACCUCUGCCAGUCUGAAAGCAAUACAAAACUAACCACGGGCUGUUUUCUUUUUGUCAUGCAGAAGAGCUCUGCUCUUUAACUUUGAAAAAGCUUUUAUCAUAUUUACUGUCAACUCAAACGUAAUGACAGGAUGUCUAGAUACAGUAAUUGAUGUUUUGUACAUGUAACUUACUAUCUCGGAAGGCACAGAAUAUUUUGUUUGACAGUUCUUGGGGAUCAGUAGGAUAAUUCUUGUAUAAACAGAUGUAGUUGUAUGUUAUAAACCAUAAGAUUGUGUGAUAGUGCUAUUCUCUAUGUGUAUUGCUUAAAGAUUGUUUUUAUAUGCCUCCAUUGAAAUAUGGUGUAUAUAUUUCUGCACCCUGUCAUCCACAGUGACAUAACAGACAAUACUAAUCAUCUGAUCUUUCUUAAAAUUUAUUGUUUACAUCAGUGAAAAAGUGAAAUUUUAGCGAUUUUCAUUGAAUUUUAACAAUUUCCAUUAAUAACCUCUAAAACUAUGGCCCUUAUUCAUUCUGUUGAAUCUUGUGAAAGUUCUAUCAAUGAAAGUUAUCACCUGAUUUGUGUGUAAUAUAGGCCUACUUCUAGAGUUACAGACCAUGUUCACUUACAGAGUUAUUGCUCUUGAUUAUGUCUAGAACCUUAUCAACAGUAUAUUAUUCAGUGUAAAGGAUAUUGCUUUUUAUACACGAACAUUUUAAUGUGGUUGUGUAUAUUGCCGUUCACAUCUGUUAGUACUUUAUGGGCUGCAAUGAUUAAGGUAUCUUACUGAAAUUUAUAUUGGUUAUUAAUUUAUCCAUCUUAUCAAAAGAAGAAUAGUAUUGAUUUUCAAUGAAUUUUGACAACUUCUCUAAUUAUUCUCCUUUGUUAUGAAAUUUUGUUUGGGCCCUUAGAUCUUUUAGAAGAAUAGUAUUGAUUUUUAAUGAAUUUCCAUAACUUCCCUAGUUAUUCUCCUUGUUACGAAAUUGUGUUUGCCCUUUAGAUCUUUUUGAAAUUUUUUAUGAAUUUAAUUCAUAACUGUACAACUUAACAGCUAUGUUUAUUUACCUAAAGAUUCACCAAUGCUGCCACCUUUGUGGACAGUUGAGACAACGUACAUGUAGCUGGUGUUAGUGUAAGGUUUGUUGUCUGGUAAACCAUCUUUGUUAUUUCAAAAUAUUUAGCCAAAAACCAGAAAAGUGUUUCUCUUACAUGUCUUCCUAAUUUACAUGUACUUCCAAUUUUAAUCUUGCUGAGAAAGUGUAUUUUAAUACACUAGGACAUCAUUAUUAAGUACAAAAUACAUGUACAAACUUUAAUAAAUGACAACUUGAUUGUUCAAACCAUAUGUUAUUUCUGAGGUUUUGUAGUUUAACAAUGAAUAUCUAUAUCAGCAAAAUACGAUUUUUCUGUGUUCAAAAUAUAAACCAUUUAGUUAGAGGUGCUGGCUGGACUAAUGGUAACAUUUACUAUGUCUAUAAUAAUGUAAUAGUUAUGGUUGGCUUUGGUAACUUUCCUUAUAGCAGGUUUCAUGGUUAUUUUUAUCCAUAUUAUGGUCUUAAACUUAAUAAUAAAUUGGUGCUUGUGCAUGAAUUCCACCACUUUUGUAAAGGUUUCUUAAAUUCUACCGUACUAUGCACAUUAUGUGUAAGUAGAGAUAGCUAGCCUACUUUGAUAAUUGAAAGUAGAGCUUUCAACACUCAAUAGAUUUAUCCACACAACCCCACCUAAUACAGUUUACUGCUGAAUCGCAAUAAAAUUUGAAUUGCC